Molecule: messenger RNA, 2443 nt
Organism: Orbicella faveolata
Lineage: Eukaryota; Metazoa; Cnidaria; Anthozoa; Scleractinia; Merulinidae
Source: RefSeq, a predicted model, not a curated record
AGUAGAUUGCGGCCCGCUAAAUUGACCAAUCGCAGCGCGCGUUCUAACUGAGAUAUAUUCUCAGGAAUGAAGAAGGUAACGACAGUUCACACGUGCCGUGUAACAAUGCUCCUCCUUCUCAGCUAAUACAAGUUCAAGGUUACCAACAAAUUGUCUGAUUUUUUUCUGACAAAUACUGGCGUUUUUUUUUUUCAAUUAGUUAAGGAAAAGAAUUCAACAGCAAAUUUCUUGGCAUAAAACCUCACGUGCGGGCACAAAUAUUAUUUUGAUGGAAGAGAGUCAAAGUGGAGAUAAAGCAAAAGAAAUUCAAAACUAAGAAGAGAUUAACGAUGGAGUUCUUUAAGAAUCGCAGGUACUCGUGAUCCUUGAUAUAAGCUAAUUGUUUUUUGACAGGAAUAAAGAAGCUGACAACAUUUCAAACGCGCAUGGAGCGGUGUAUCAGUGUUCUUCCUCCUGAGCUGAAACAAGUUAAAGGGUGACAUGAUCGAAUGUACCAGAAAUACAACAGUCACACGGAAGUUAAGCUCUCUUUAAGUAGCCUAGCCAUCACAAUCAUUUCAAAUCCACCUGAGUUUUAGGGCCGCAACGUAGUAAUCGAAGCUUGAAAAUGUCACGAUUUGGUGCAUCCUUCGCAGCCGUUAUUUGCGUCGUUGUUAUCCUAGCCGGACAAAGCACAGGACUUCAUCAGUGGCGACCGAUCUUGUAUCCUAAUUUUCGAGUUAAUGAUCGAAUCAUAGCCCGUUGGACGAAUAAUCUUUAUUAUGCUGGCAAAGUGUCAUCAACUGCAAAUGGGUUGAUACGCAUUUUGUUUGACGACGGUAACACGAUCACCCACAGUGACACCGACAUUUCAGCUGUAAUUGCUGAUACAGUGCCCAAUCAAGUGGACAUCGGUGACCAUGUCGUGACGACUUGGACAGGAGGCCGCCAAUACUACUUUGGUUAUGUAUGUGACAAGGAUUCUAACAACCGCUGGAAAGUCACUUUUGAUGACAACUACGAGGAUUUUUACACCACCAGCCAGUUAAGAAUAUUCCCGGAUCAUUUCUCGGCUCAUGACGUGGGCGCCAGAGUAUUUGCCCGCCGGACAGAUGGUCUUUAUUAUCGAGGAUUUGUCACAAGCGCCUCUUCCACAACUGUGUUCAUCAACUAUGACGAUGGCGACACCACCACUCUACAGAAGAAGGACGCAGCAGCGGUAAUACUCGACAAACUUCCCUGCUACAAAGACGUCCAGGCUGGUCAGCGUGUAAUUGGUUUCUUGCCAGGAAAAACCAGAUACUACCCAGGGUCGCAACGUAGUAAUCGAAGCUUGAAAAUGUCACGGUUUGGUGCAUCUCCUACAACCGUUAUUUGCCUCUUUGUUAUCCUAACUGGACAAAGCUCAGCGCUACUAACAUUUUAUCAGCCGUAUCCGUGGCAACACAUCUUGUAUCCUAAUUUUCAAGUUAAUGAUCGAAUCAUAGCCCGUUGGACGAAUAAUCUUUAUUACGCUGGCAGAGUGUCAUCAAUUGGAAAUGGGUUGAUACGCAUUUUGUUUGACGACGGUAACACGAUCACCCACAGAGACACCGAUAUUUCAGCUGUAAUUGCUGAUACAGUGCCCCAUCAAGUGGACAUCGGUGACCACGUCGUGACGACUUGGAAAGGAGGCCACAUAUACUACAUUGGUUAUGUAUCUGACAAGGAUUCUAACAACCGCUUCAAGGUUACCUUUGAUGACAACAACGAGGAUUUUUACACCACCAGCCAGUUAAGAAUAGUCCUGGAUCAUUUCUCUGCUCAUGAAGUGGGCGCCAGAGUGUUUGCACGCUGGACAAAUGGUCUUUAUUAUCGGGGAUUUGUCACAAGGGCCUCUUCGACAGCUGUGUUCAUCAACUAUGACGAUGGCAAAACCAUCACUCUACAGAAGAAGGACGCAGCGGCGGUAAUACUCGACAAACUUCCCUGCUACAAAGACGUCCAGGCUGGUCAGCGUGUAAUUGGUUUCUUGCCAGGAAAAACCAGAUACUACCCAGGUGAUGUAGCGUACAAAAGGAAUGUCUGCAGUUCUAGUUGUUACCAGAAAGCUGUAUACCGUGUGUUGUUUGAUGACCAUGAUGAUGAUACGGAUCAGCGAGUGCAAGAUUUCCACCAGAUUCGUCUAAUCCCGUGUUCAUCAAGCUUCCAGGGAUAGCCACGUGCAGUCAACAGUCAACAUAUCAGUAGAAAUAGUUUGAAUUUUAUAUGCUUGUCAGUGAAAAAGAACAGUCGAUAUGUUGUAGCUAAGCUUUUCACAGAUGGAAAUAUUAGAAGUAUGUCCUAAAUUGUUGCUUCGCCAAGAUGAACCGCUGCUAAGUCGUACCCAAGGGAUAAUUUAGUUGAAAUUUGAGCUAAACUAGUUUAGGUAGAGCACAAGUAACGGCCCGCUUCGUUUAAUAAAUGCUUCAAAAAGGGUGUUGCA